AUGGUCAAGCCAGACGUGAAUAGGGAUUAUUACUUGGACCUGGGUCUGACGGCCACCGCGAAUGAGGAAGACAUCAAGAAGCAGUACAGGAAAUUAGCCCGCAAGUUCCAUCCCGAUCGAAAUCCAGGUCGGGAGCACGAGUUUAAGCCCAAAUUCCAGGCUAUCCAAGCAGCUCACGAAAUUCUCAGUGACCCCCAACAGCGCAGAAAAUAUGAUAUAGAUCGACUACAAGCUGGCUACGGCAACCGUUAUGGUCCACCCAAGCCGGACACACCCCGGAGAACGCCUGCCAACCCUUACGCCUCCGCAACCCCCCCGAAGGCUCAGACCUCCAGACAACCGUUCUCGGGUCGCCCACAGUCUUCUCAUAGUGCGUACUCCACCGGUACUCAGAGUUAUGCGAACUACUGGAGAUCCGGUCCCAAGCCACCGUGGGAGAAGACGUACGGUGCAGGACGGACCGGGGCUGACGCAUAUCGACGGUUUCAGGGGACAUGGGGAAACUCCACAACAGGAUGGUCUCGCUUUAAUCCACGUACUGCGAGAGCAGGAUAUACGGAUUCUGUGCCUAGACCGAAUGCAACACCUACGGGGCAACCCACUAGACCGAAAACCGCCUAUGAGUAUUUCAAGAAACCCACCGACCAGUCAUCCCGCACACAGUCUACACCGAAGAAGCAUGGUUUCGCUCCCCGGUCUGCUAGUGGUGACGAACCCAUGGCUGCAAACACAUCGUCCUACACCACUGUACCCCGAAGAGAGCGCUUUCAAGCGCUUGACGACUAUCAAAGGGAAGGCGCGCCCACUACAACGACCGAGAAACCCGCGGCACCGUCCGGCUGUGGAACCGAAAACACUAGAGAACCUAAUUCUAAACAAACGGGCGGUAAGAAUGCCGGUACAGAUGGCGAUAGGGCGUCCUUCUCGGAAUCGGGGCAUCAUUCCGAUGAUUCGUAUCAUGAACUACCGGAUACUGACUGGCACAUUCAGAUUCCUCAAAGCAGCCAACAUCAGAUCCGUAUGAGACUCUCGCCUUCGAUCUCUAUAAUGCACCCUGAGGCUGACACUUCCAACUGCAGCAAUCUGACACCAAAUGUUGGCCAAGCCCCAAUAAACGGAACCUUCAAGCGUAGGAGUCGCGACGAUUUGCGCAAAGCAUUCACUGCUGAGGACUGGAGAGGCGAUUUUGAGUAUGGAUCAUUUACAUCACCCGCGACAGAGAAUGACCGACCGGAUACCGACCAGAGUCUGAACAGCCAUGGGCGAGCCUCGGCAAGAGCGAGUACUUCAAGACCUGGCCAGCCAGAUCUAUUCGGCCAGGGUUUGUCUAGGUCGCCAUCCGUUUCGUGGCAGCCGCACAGAGCAUUUCCUAAGGCAAAGUUUUCAUUGCAGGAGUGGGCUGACGCCUUCAAGAGCUGGCUGGUGUUCAUAGCGCAGCACGAGGCCCCUCAGCAAGAGAAUGCUCAGCGCCCACGAGGCUCUAGCAAGAGGGCCAAACCACGAUAUCGGGCGCUGCGAACUACACCGCAACCUGCCAGUGUUGCAACAGAAGCUGAGGAGGUGCAGAAUACUAUCAGAGGUAGCAUAGUCCAAGAGGCAACAGGUGGAGAUCCUGGGGAUGUGGAAGCCAUGGACCUCGAUUAG
Aspergillus fumigatus Af293 is the source of this 1644-nucleotide messenger RNA. RefSeq names its product DnaJ domain protein. Bases 1 to 1644 code for a protein of 547 amino acids. The transcript is spliced from 3 exons. NCBI's taxonomy places the organism in Eukaryota, Fungi, Ascomycota, Eurotiomycetes, Eurotiales, Aspergillaceae. The record is from RefSeq and is a predicted model, not a curated record.